Beta vulgaris subsp. vulgaris (sugar beet) is the source of this 1800-nucleotide messenger RNA. RefSeq names its product omega-6 fatty acid desaturase, chloroplastic. The record is from RefSeq and is a predicted model, not a curated record. The coding region runs from base 157 to 1500 and encodes 447 amino acids. The transcript is spliced from 10 exons. Lineage: Eukaryota; Viridiplantae; Streptophyta; Magnoliopsida; Caryophyllales; Amaranthaceae. Gene Ontology annotation, biological process: lipid metabolic process. Gene Ontology annotation, molecular function: oxidoreductase activity.
UUUACUAUACACUUGGUUAUAGUUAUACCAGACAAAAACAGCAAUUAGAAUCUGAAUCCCUCCCUCUCAAUUUCAAUCUCAUUUUCUCAGCCUUUUUAUAUAAAAGCUUCGCCCUUCAAUUUUGACCGCCCCUUUCUUUCCUUUCCCUACACUUCCAUGGCAUCCAGUCUUGCAGAUUCCUUCUUCUUAUCCAAGGGAACUCAUCAAAGUCUCAUUCAGCCCACCCCAUUUUGUUCCUCUGGCAUAUCUUGCACAAAAUGGCAAAAACCAUGCCUAAAGAAGCUAGGCCACAUGAGACUCAACCAACAAUGGAAGUGUAUAAGAAGAAGGUCAAACUUGGUGCAGGCUGUAGCAGUGCCAGUUGUACCACCGCCGUCCCCAUCUCCCCCAACAGAUAACACACAAGACCUGAAACAGUUAGCAGAGAGCUAUGGUUUUCAGCAAAUCGGGGAGCCACUCCCAGAUGAUGUUACACUAAGGGACAUUAUUACCUCCCUUCCUAAGAAGGUGUUUGAGAUUGAUGAUGCAAAAGCAUGUGGAUCAGUUUUAAUAAGUGUGACUUCAUAUGCUUUGGGUGUCUUUAUGAUUGCCAAAGCCCCUUGGUACUUGCUUCCUCUUGCCUGGGCGUGGACAGGCACUGCUAUCACAGGGUUCUUCGUGAUAGGACAUGAUUGUGCUCACAAAUCCUUUUCAAAGAAUAAGCUAGUUGAAGACAUUAUUGGGACUCUUGCAUUUAUGCCACUUAUUUAUCCUUAUGAACCGUGGCGCUUCAAGCAUGAUCAGCAUCAUGCAAAAACUAAUAUGUUGCAUGAAGAUACAGCCUGGCUUCCUGUGAUGAAAGAGGAUAUAGAGUCAGCUCCAGCCUUGCGUAAAGCUUUGAUAUUCGCUUAUGGCCCUCUUCGACCUUGGAUGUCAAUAGCUCACUGGUUCAGGCAGCACUUCGAUGUGAAGAACUUCAGACCGAGUGAAGUAAACCGAGUCAAGAUAAGCUUAGCUGCUGUUUUUGCAUUUAUGGCUAUAGCUUGGCCCUUGAUCAUAUAUAAGACCGGGAUAGUGGGGUGGAUCAAGUUCUGGCUAAUGCCAUGGUUGGGCUACCAUUUUUGGAUGAGUACUUUCACAAUAGUCCAUCAUACAGCGCCUCAUAUUCCGUUUAAGAAUUCAAAAGAGUGGAAUGCAGCGACUGCCCAGCUUAACGGAACUGUACACUGUGACUACCCCCGUUGGAUAGAGGUCUUGUGCCAUGAUAUUAAUGUGCAUAUUCCUCAUCACAUCUCUCCUAAAAUUCCGAGUUAUAAUUUGCGAGCUGCUCAUCAAUCCCUAAAUGAGAACUGGGGAAAGUACCUGAACAAGGCUAUAUGGAAUUGGCGCUUAAUGAGGACAAUUAUGACAACAUGCCAUGUCUAUGAUAAAGAGGAAAAUUAUGUCUCUUUUGAGAAAGUUGUCCCUGAAGAGUCACAGCCAAUAUCAUUCCUUAAAAGAGUGAUGCCUGAUUAUGCUUGAGAUAUCCAUUGUCAGCAUUUGGUCCCUGGUAGGAUCUUGGUAAUCUACUUUCAACCUACCGAAUAUUGGUUCGUGAAUCUGGAAUUCCGGAUGUAGGGUUAAUGACAGUCACGUUCGCUAUGCAGUACGAGCAAAGUGUAAGGUAGCACACAAAGUAUUAUUACGACCAUUGAAGUACAUUCGGUUUUGCAAAAGAGAACUAGUCUCAGCAUUUGCAGAAUAACAAAUUUAGUUAUACAAAUUAGAAAAUGUAACAAUAUAUUUCUGAAAAUAUAUAUUUAUUGAUUGUGGAUCGCGAUU